Molecule: messenger RNA, 741 nt
Organism: Rhodotorula toruloides NP11
Lineage: Eukaryota; Fungi; Basidiomycota; Microbotryomycetes; Sporidiobolales; Sporidiobolaceae
Product: riboflavin synthase
Exons: 5
Coding region: 1-741 (246 amino acids)
Biological process (GO): riboflavin biosynthetic process
Molecular function (GO): riboflavin synthase activity
Source: RefSeq, a predicted model, not a curated record
AUGUUCACAGGACUUGUCGAGCAUCUCGGCGUGAUCAAGUCCAUCCACCCGACGACCGAGUUCGAGGGCUAUUCCUUCGUAAUCGGCGACGCAGGCGAGAUCCUGGGGGACUGCGCUAUUGGCGACUCGAUUGCUACCAACGGCGUCUGCCUGACUGUCACCCGGUUCGAUGCGAAGGAGGGAUGGUUCGAGGUUGGGCUGGCGAACGAGACGCUUUCUCGGACGAACCUGGGCAAGCUCGGAGUCGGCAGCAAGGUGAACCUGGAGCGCGCGAUGGCGGGACACGGACGAUUCGGCGGACACUUUGUCCAGGGCCACGUCGACACGACCGCCAAGAUCGUCUCCAUCACUCCCGACGGCGAUUCCAUCCGGCUUCUCUUCUCCCUCCCCCUCGAAUUUUACACCCCGCUCAUCCCCAAGGGCUACAUCGCUCUUGACGGCACCUCCCUCACCCUCACACACCUCUCCGUGCCCAAAGAAGGCGACGAGCACUUUGAGCCGGGCGCGCCAAAGGGAUUGUUCGGCGUCAUGCUUGUGCAGCACACGCAGAGCCGGACAGUCGUCGCGAUGAAGUCGGUUGGCGACACGGUCAACGUCGAGUGCGACGUAGUCGGCAAGGGAGUUGAGAGCGUCGUGCGUAAUGUGCUUGAGGGCGGAGGAGAGACGGGGGGUGCGCUUGAGCAGAUGAUUGAGCGGGCGGUCGAGCGGGUGCUUGCGAGGAAGGGCCUGGUGAAGGAGUAG